Messenger RNA from Armigeres subalbatus, 1919 nucleotides. Its product is annotated as serine protease persephone-like. Lineage: Eukaryota; Metazoa; Arthropoda; Insecta; Diptera; Culicidae. Gene Ontology annotation, biological process: proteolysis. Gene Ontology annotation, molecular function: serine-type endopeptidase activity. The transcript is spliced from 5 exons. The record is from RefSeq and is a predicted model, not a curated record. Bases 730 to 1896 code for a protein of 388 amino acids.
CGUUCAAAAACGCGAACCGUGAGCAUCGUUCGCUCUCGUUGCUGCAGCAACCACCAAGGCGCUGAUUGGUUGAAUUCAGCCCAAACGAAAUUGCGCGCGCGCGUGACUAAAUCUGUGAACGCGACCCACCAGUUUGGACUGCUAACGGAAGAGUGUAUUCAAGCAACGUCUGAGACAUUGUUUCCAAUUUCAUUGAGGUGGAAAUUGUUCAAAAACCAGAAGUUACAUUCAUCAAUUGGGGGGCCGCAGUGUUUGCUUUCGUUGCUAUGAGUAGUCUCGUAGAGCAUCGAUCUACGCAAACCGGUUCUCGAUCUUGCAUGUCUAUCAAACAAGAAAAGUGACGCCUGAAUUCUGUUAUCGAUCGUGAGACAUCGUUUGCAUUCGACAAUAAAUCAAACGAUGCCGGUGACGACGCCACGUCUUUGCACUCCCGCGCACGACUGUUACAACCGCCGCACAGUGGAUCCGUAAUCGGAAAAAGGUGUUACCUGGUAAUUUAUCACGAGCUGUUGCCAAUUACUGAUAUUGUUGAAACUUAAAACUCACUUCGUUCGAAUUUCGAUCCACUGUGUGCCGUGGUUGUGCAGUAUGCGUGUGUAGUUCCGGUUUAGACAAAUUAGGGUGAAUCAAAUUCAAAGCAAUUCAAGUGUAGUGCUCAGCAGUGGUAGACCAGCACGAGUGUUAAGUUGCGAGACUAAUUGAAAAAGCGAUUGAAUACACCUGCUCGGCAUGUGGACCGUUGAGAUGCUGGCAAUCGAGACCAUUGUCAUCGUCGGUGUUGCGCUGUACUCCUGGCUGUUUGUUUGCGCCCAAGCGUUCGACAAUUUCCAUUAUCUGAACAAGCAACGGUAUGAAAACGACAGUUGCACAUCAUUGGAUGGCACGUCUGGCGUUUGCUCUCUCCCCAACGAAUGUGCAUGGCUCGUGCAGAACGUGAUCCGCACAAAACGGGUUUCGUACGACGACGUCCCGAAAUGUGGCUUCACUCGAGAUGACGUUCUGGUUUGCUGCCCCAAGGGGGAAUCGAAUAGGUUCGGCGAUCAGGCACUUGGGAAAGCUGGUAAGGCGUGUCAGAACUUACCGCGAGGCACGUCAUAUAUCGCUCAGCACAUCAUCGAAGGCGUGGAGGCCGAAGACGGAGAAGUUCCAUUUAUUGCUGCACUGGGAUACAGCACUUCGGAAACUGGUCGAAAGUAUGCCUGGGGCUGCGGAUCAAGCUGGAUCGCAAAAAAGUUCCUACUGACGGCAGCUCACUGCGUGAGGGUUGUCCAACGACCGAUCAUAGCUCGCAUGGGUACAUUGAACUUAGAGGCUAACGAUGAUCAGCAUUUCCAGGAUUCCGAAUUGGAGAAGUUUUAUUCUCAUCCAAAUUAUACGUCCAAAAGCAAAUACCACGAUAUUGCGUUGAUUGAGCUUGUAACACCGUUUACGUACGAUCAGAACGUCAACAGAAUAUGUCUUCACAUGGACUCACAGGAUAUGGCAUCGACGCUAGUGCUGAGGGCUUCCGGUUGGGGUUUAACUGAUACUGAUAAAUCUCGAUCGGACGUUCUGCUUCGAGUGGAUCUGAAUACGGAGCCAUUGGACCGGUGUGCGUCCGAAUAUCGGUCUUUGGUCGGAGAUGCGCGUGGAAGCUUAUCGUCCGGUGUGAUACAACAGCAGUACUGUGCUAUUGGCAAGAUGCAGCCAUCCGGCAAACGUGGAGACUCAUGCGUCGGUGACUCGGGAGGUCCUUUAUACUAUACAGACAAUAAAGCUGAUCGGUUUUUCCUGGUGGGAAUCACCUCAUUCGGAUUGGGUUGUGGUGCGUCUGCCAGCAUUUAUACACGAGUAGCAUCUUACCUGGACUGGAUAGAGCCUAUCGUGUGGCCAGAUGCGGCCUCCUUGCAAGAUUAGAUUAAUAAAGCAGAUGGAAAACC